Messenger RNA from Drosophila guanche, 6359 nucleotides. It is a transcript of the gene SLO2, whose product is annotated as potassium channel subfamily T member 2. The record is from RefSeq and is a predicted model, not a curated record. Gene Ontology annotation, biological process: potassium ion transport. Gene Ontology annotation, molecular function: intracellular sodium-activated potassium channel activity. Gene Ontology annotation, cellular component: membrane. The transcript has 28 exons. NCBI's taxonomy places the organism in Eukaryota, Metazoa, Arthropoda, Insecta, Diptera, Drosophilidae. Bases 1148 to 6247 code for a protein of 1699 amino acids.
AAAAUUGUCGUUGAGCGCGUGCGGUCGUUUUGCAGGAAAAUAACGGUUAACAAAGCUCGAGUUGAGGCUUAUAUAUUCGACGUUCCGUGUUUUGUGCCGCCUCCCAUUUGGACAAACUACACAACAAAGGGAACAACUUUAACUGCUCGUCCUGCUCCUCCCCUCCCCCGCACCAUGUACUACAAUUCACGGGCCUACCUAUCGCCGCGUUUUCUUUAACACUCUUCCGUCCGCGUGGGAGUGUGUGAACGUACGUGUACGUGUACGUGGAGUGAGUGUGAGGUGUGAGUGUGUAAGAAAGAAACGGUGAACAAAUCAUCUCAACACCCCCCGCUUGAUCUGAUCGUUUGUGCGUGUCCCGGAACGACCUCUGCCCUGCAGAAUCUUAAGGGUCCACAAAAGUUUUGUGUCCAGCUGUAAUGUAACGAUAAAUGCAACAAACAGCCACAGACCAGACCAGACCAGACCAGACCGAAGUUUUCCCCAAAAAAGUUUCGCUUCUCGCUGUUCUCAUAAAAUAUGCCAAGACAUUUACAUCUCCGCUGCUCGUCCCCCCAAUGGCCGGCAAAGUGUUAAAGCGCCACAAAAAGAGCCAUGCACGAGCUGGAAUCGAUAUUUGAGCAAACACCAGCGCCAGCACCUGUCGCAAGAUUGCUGCUAUGCUAAUAAAUUGUAACCGUGCAAUCGCUUUAAUUAAGGAACCAUCAGAGUGCGAGUCAGCGUCAACGUCAGCGGUUAGCUGCUGUGUACUGUGAAGUUGCGGGGUCUGGGGCAUUGUGCGUAAAGAAGGACAUUCGCCAAUCUGUGGACGCGCCUACGCUCGCCGCGGCCCAAUCGGGCCAGUGGCGGCUACUUGCUGACGGGCACAAGUGCGCCCCGUGACGAUGAGCUCAUCGCUGGCUUGUCGUUGCCAGGACGAAGGCGUCUGCAACCGCAGCAGGACCAAAAGCAGGAACAGGAACAGGAACAGCAGCAGCAGCAGCAGCAGCCGCUGCUAGGUGCCGUUUACGCAGCCCCCAAUGAGUGUUUAAUUAAUGUAACGGACUUUAGUGACGGGCUUCAAGUGUGCAGCGAGACAAGCGGGGCUGGAGCAGUCAAUGAGCUGAAAGUACCAACCAUACCAACCACAAACAUCAGCAGUAACAACAUGUCACGCAUUAUACAACCACGUUAUCGUUUCCGAGAUCUGCUGCUGGGCGAUUUCUCGUUCAACGACGAUGGCGAAAGAGUUCGUGUGGAGUACUACGUGAAUGAAAACACAUUUAAAGAAAGACUGCAACUCUACUUCAUUAAGAAUCAGCGUUCAAGCUUACGCAUACGAAUUGCCGAUUUAUUCCUUAAGUUACUGUCGUGUGUUCUCUACAUUAUACGUGUGAUAUUGGAUAAGAAUCCAACAUUUAUAACUUGCUAUGGCUGCGAGGUGGGCAAUAAGACAGAGUUCAUCAUCUCGGCCAAACUGACGGAGGAGGAGUUCCAGGAGAGUCCGAUCAUCAACUGGGAUGCGAUACUCUGGGUGAAUCGGCCCACAGUGCUGUGGGUGCUGCAGCUGCUCCUAGCCAUGGUGUCGCUAACGCAAUCCUUGGUUCUCACCUAUCUAGGCUAUAAGGGCAACAUUUGGCAGCAGAUACUCUCAUUUCACUUUAUACUAGAAUUAGUAACGACAAUACCAUUUGCACUAACGAUCGUUCAUCCUCCACUACGGAAUCUCUUUAUUCCCAUCUUCCUCAAUUGCUGGCUGGCCAAGCGCUCGCUGGAGAAUAUGUUUAAUGAUCUUCAUCGUGCCAUGCAAAAGUCUCAGUCUGCGUUGUCCCAACAGCUGACCAUAUUGUCGGCCACGCUACUCUGUUUGGUAUUUACCAGCGUUUGCGGCAUUCAGCACUUUCAGCGGGCUGGACAUCGGCACUUGAACCUCUUUCAGAGCACGUACUAUGUGGUUGUGACCUUCUCGACAGUGGGCUACGGCGACUUUGUUCCGGACAUUUGGCCCUCUCAGCUGUACAUGGUCAUCAUGAUUUGUGUCGCACUCAUUGUGCUGCCCACGCAGUUCGAGCAGUUGGCCUUCACCUGGAUGGAGCGCCAGAAGCUGGGCGGCAGCUACAGCUCCCAUCGAGCGCAGAGCGAGAAGCAUGUGGUGGUGUGCUCGACCACCCUGCACGCGGACACCAUCAUGGAUUUCCUCAAUGAGUUCUACGCCCAUCCCCUGCUGCAGGACUUUUAUGUGGUGCUGCUCAGUCCCAUGGAGCUGGACACGACAAUGCGAAUGAUUCUACAGGUGCCAAUUUGGGCACAGCGUGUGAUUUAUAUUCAGGGCUCCUGUCUGAAGGAUGGCGACCUGGCCCGGGCUCGCAUGAACGAGGCGGAGGCGUGCUUCAUACUCGCGGCCAGGAACUAUGCGGAUAAGACGGCCGCGGACGAGCACACCAUCCUGCGCUCCUGGGCGGUCAAGGACUUUGCGCCGAAUGUGCCGCAGUAUGUGCAGAUAUUCAGGCCGGAGCACAAGCUGCAUGUGAAGUUCGCAGAGCAUGUGGUCUGCGAGGAUGAGUUCAAGUACGCGCUGCUGGCCAACAACUGCACCUGCCCGGGCGCCAGUACCCUGGUCACCCUGCUGCUGCACACCUCGCGCGGACAGGAGGGGCAGCAAUCGCCGGAGGAGUGGCACCGCCUCUAUGGCAAGUGUUCGGGCAACGAGAUCUAUCACAUUGUCCUCGGCGACAGUCGCUUCUUUGGGGAGUACGAGGGCAAGAGCUUCACCUACGCCAGCUUCCACUCGCAUCGCAAAUAUGGUGUGGCCUUGGUGGGUGUGCGGCCGGCUGAGCUGCCCGAGUUCUAUGAGGAUACAAUACUCCUGAAUCCGGGUCCCAGGCACAUUAUGAAAAAGGAUGACACGUGCUAUUAUAUGAGCAUCACCAAGGAGGAGAACUCGGCGUUUGUCGUUAAUCAAAAUCAAACAUCGGACCCCACGGCAGCCAGCAAGGAUGGGGCUGGAGGUGGCACAUCUACCGCCACUUCCCAUCAUACAGCAGCUGCAACUGCCUGCGAUAAUCCGACGGCUGUGAUAAUAUCGGACUCCAGGCAGAACCUCAAGGACACAACGGUGACCCAGACGGCGGCCACGACAACCACAAUAACCACAACGACGCUGCCACCACCGCCCAUGACGCUGGGCGGAUCUUCGGGCAUGCCCGGCGGCUCUGGUGGCGGUGGCCACGGAGUGGGCAGCGGCCACAGUCUGGGCACCUCGCUGAGCGUCACACCAGCCACACUCUCCACGGGCAAUCAUCUGGAUGUGCCCUUUGGCAACAAUCCCAAUCUGCUCAGUCCGGAUGUGCUCAACCAGCGAAGAGGAAGCAGACGUCCCUCGAUCCUGCCCGUGCCCGAUAUGUUCACCUCCUCAUCGUUCAGCAUUGCCGGCAACGAUGAUGGCGAGGAGGGAGACGAGAGCGACGAUGAGAUUGACGAUGAGAUGCCUUGGCGCUCGCCCUCCGAGAAGAUCGCCUGCUUGGGCGGGCACUUUCCCCAAUCGCGCACCUAUUCGCUCAUCAUGAGCUCCUCGGAGGAUUCGUAUCAGCGAAGUUGCAGCUUUUGCAGCCGCAAUGCCGCUGCUACUGCCACCGAUGCUGCAGCUCCUGCUGCUGCUGCUCCUGCUGCUGUCAGACCGCCUGGGUCUGGUCUGGGAUUUCCUCUUGAAGAUUUCACCACUACGGAGCAACGCAGGCGUGCCAUGAAGAAAAGCUACAGCUGCGACAGCGAGUGUCGUAGUGGUCUGGGGCCCGGACCGGGCCUGGGACUAGGUGGCGGGACUCUGGCCAUUUUGGCGGCUCGAAGAAGGCAGCUGCAACAGUGCUGCACCUGCAGUUGCUCCACCACCACCUCCUUCUCCACCACCACGACUACGACAACAUCAGCAGCAGCAGCAGCAGCAGCGGCGGCGGCGGCGGCAGCAGCAGCAUUCACAUCGAGCAGUUCCGUUGAGACGCGUCGCCUGUCGCGUCCGGUGUGGGCCUCCGACUACUCCGGCAUUGUCAAGGGAUUCCCGCCCGUGUCGCCCUUCAUCGGUGUCAGCCCCACACUCUGCUUUCUGCUCAAAGAGAAGAAGCCUCUCUGCUGUCUGCAGCUGGCUCAGGUGUGCGAGCACUGCAGCUACAGGAAUGCCAAGGAGUACCAGUGGCAGAACAAGACGAUCAUUCUGGCCGCCGACUAUGCCUCCAAUGGGAUAUACAACUUUAUCAUUCCGCUGAGAGCUCACUUCCGCUCGAAGACUUCACUCAAUCCCAUCAUCCUGCUGCUGGAGCGACGUCCGGAUGUGGCCUUUCUGGACGCCCUCUCCUACUUUCCCCUGGUCUACUGGAUGCUGGGAUCGAUCGACUGCCUCGACGAUCUGCUGCGAGCGGGCAUCACGCUGGCCGAGAGCGUGGUUGUGGUCAACAAGGAGCUCUCAAACUCGGCCGAGGAGGAUUCCCUCUCCGACUGCAACACCAUUGUGGCUGUGCAGAACAUGUUCAAAUUCUUUCCCAGCAUCAAGAGCAUCACUGAGUUGUCGCAGAGCUCGAAUAUGCGGUUCAUGCAGUUCCGGGCCCAUGACAAGUACGCCCUGCAUCUCAGCAAAAUGGAAAAGCGCGAGAAGGAGCGCGGAUCGCACAUAUCGUACAUGUUCCGGCUGCCGUUUGCGGCGGGUGCUGUGUUUAGUGCCUCCAUGCUGGACACGCUGCUGUACCAGGCAUUCGUGAAGGAUUAUGUGAUUACGUUUGUGCGCCUCCUGCUGGGCAUAGACCAGGCGCCGGGCAGCGGUUUCCUCACCUCGAUGCGCAUCACCAAGGAGGACAUGUGGAUACGCACGUACGGACGGCUGUACCAGAAGCUCUGCUCGACCACUUGCGAGAUACCGAUUGGCAUCUACCGCACCCAGGAUACCUCGAAUGCGGACACGUCACAUGUGAGUAACUCGCCGGUCGAUAGAUGGGGACCCUUCUCGGCCUUCGGCAGGCAUUGUGUGCGCUUGCGUCCAUCGUACGACGAGGAAACUGGCACACCCGACUCCACCAAGGACUCUACGGAAAUGCUGCGCGGGGUCACCUACCGACCGCCACCCUCGGCCACAGGUGGGGCCGGGGCCGGGGCCAGCUUUCGGUCCCCGUCGCAGCCGACGCCACAGCAGCAGCGCCAGAGGUCGACCAACUGUCUGGGCGGCUGCUCGGAGCGUAAGGGAUCAUCUUACUCCAUCAAUCUGGCGGACGAGGCCAAGGACAAUCAUGCACAGCAGAUCGAGCGAGCGGAGAUUGCCAAUCUGGUGAGGAGUCGCAUGGAGUCCCUGAACCUGCCCACCAUCGACUACGAUGAUGUGAGCGAGAAGCGGAACCACUUGUCGUAUGUGAUAAUCAAUCCGAGCUGUGAUCUCAAGCUGGAGGAGGGCGAUCUCAUCUACUUGGUGCGGCCGUCGCCGUUCUCGGCACAAAAGACCUUCGAACGGCACAAUUCGCGUCGCAAGUCGAACAUCUCGUUCUGCUCGAAUAUCAAUCUGGGGGCCACUUGUGGUCCCCAAAUGCAAAACAUGUCCAACACCGCCGUCGGAGCUGGAUCGCGUCGCGGCUCCGGCAUCGCCGGUUUGAACCCCAUGCAAAUGCAGAGCGUUCAGACUUUGGCCGGGUAUGGAUCAUCCUCGCAGCGCUGUACCCCACCGAUGCAGCAAAUUAAAUCGAAUUCUCUUUCUCUACCCGACAGUCCGACGGUGGUUGGCAAUCAGCGUGGACGGAGUAACUCAUUGCGGAUCGACAACGAUAUACUGCUGCGGCGUUCCUCCUCGCUGAGGCAGGGACUGCCCAGUGUUGGCGUCAGUCAUGGCCGGCGAAAGUCGUCGCUGGAGGAGAUCGGCAUCAGUCACUUCACGACCCUGAUGCAGGCCACGAACCACAGCAAUCCCAUCAAGAUCUCGCUCAAUGGCAGCAUUGGCAUGGAGAACCAGAUUUCCCUUCAGGUUACACCGCCAGAGGAACCCACGCCCAUGCUGGGCGUGCCCUGCAUGAUGGGUGGCGGUGGAGGAGGCGGCGGCGGCAUAAACCCAUCCGGAGCUGGAUCCUCAACUAGUGGCAUGCUGGGUGCGGGCUCCUCGCUGGCCAUCAACACGGCAGAUCUGGGACCAGGUCCCAGCACCUCAUCGGGCGCUGGUAGCUCGCUGCAGCCACAGGACUCGCUUGGCCCACAGUCGUCGCAGGUGUCGUCGCCUCAGCAUUUGCAGGGAACGAUCGUAUGAUACAACCUGAUGUGGGGGCGCCGUCUCCGCUCCUCCAUGUCAAAGAACAAAUGGAUAUAGAACACGGCCCCCACACACAGACACAACCGUAGAGAUAAGUUCUGAGAGCAAA